This is a messenger RNA of Myotis myotis, 1360 nucleotides long. Its product is annotated as chymotrypsin-like elastase family member 2A. The transcript is spliced from 8 exons. Gene Ontology annotation, molecular function: serine-type endopeptidase activity. The record is from RefSeq and is a predicted model, not a curated record. Lineage: Eukaryota; Metazoa; Chordata; Mammalia; Chiroptera; Vespertilionidae. The coding region runs from base 392 to 1360 and encodes 322 amino acids. Gene Ontology annotation, biological process: proteolysis.
UGUUCAAAAGUUUAUAAUGGUCUCUAUUAUCCAUGAAUGAGUGAGAUCAUGUGGUAUUUUUCCUUCAUUGACUGUCAACAUGCCAGCUUUGUCUUUGAAAACUCAACUCCAAGGACCAACAACCCAUCUUUUUCUUCUUCCCCAGCCCAUAACACAAUCUCUUGGAAGCAUAUUGAACCCAUAUUUCAAUAUCACCUUUGGCAUCUUUUCCCAAGGUAUUUCCAGGGUGACAGAUGGGAGAAAAUGGAAAAACAAUAUUUGAACACAGGCCCUGUUUUCCACUGGGCUUUGAGAAAAUCCCCACCUUGUGCACUCUUGGUCUAUCUCUGGCCGAUAAGACCGCUCAUAAAGCCAGGGCCCCAGCCAAGUCCAGGAUUCCUACGGACUCACCAUGAUCAGGGCGCUGCUGCUGUCUGCACUGGUGGCUGGAGCUCUCAGCUGUGGGCUCCCCACUUACCUGCCCCAUCUGCCCAGGGUGGUUGGCGGUGAAGAUGUGAGGCCCAACAGCUGGCCCUGGCAGGUCUCCCUGCAGUUCAGCUCCAAUGGCCAGUGGCGCCACACCUGCGGAGGGACCCUGGUGGCCCAAAACUGGGUCCUGACCGCUGCCCACUGCAUCAGCUCCUCCAGGACCUACCGCGUGGUGGUGGGCCGUCACAGCCUCUCCGUGGAUGAGCGUGGCUCUCUGGCCGUCAAGGUCGCCAAGAUCGUGGUGCACAAGGACUGGAACUCCAGCCAGCUCUCCAAAGGGAACGACAUUGCCCUGCUCAAACUGGCCAGCCCUGUCCCCCUGAGUGACAAGAUCCAGCUGGGCUGCCUCCCUCCCGCCGGCAAAAUCCUUCCCAACAACUACACCUGCUACGUCACAGGCUGGGGAAGGCUGCAGACCAACGGGGCUACUCCUGACAUCCUGCAGCAGGGAAAGCUGCUGGUUGUGGACUAUGCCACGUGCUCCCGCUCUGACUGGUGGGGCAGCUCCGUGAAGACCAACAUGAUCUGUGCUGGGGGUGAUGGCAUCAUCUCCAGCUGCAACGGAGACUCCGGAGGACCCCUGAACUGCCAGAAGGCCGACGGCCAGUGGGAGGUGCACGGCGUGGUCAGCUUCGGGUCCUCCCUGGGCUGCAACUACUACCACAAGCCCUCUGUCUUCACCCGCGUCUCCAACUACAUCGACUGGAUCCAUUCGCCAUCCAGCAGCAUCUCCGGGUCAUGGGUGGCGUGUGAACACGUUUCAGAGAAAGCGGCUAAACCGCCUCGGAAAACAGGCUACAGCAGCGCUGCGCAAACCGCGGUGCCUGUUAACAAGUUCAGGGCUCUCGAACCCUUUGCGAAAGACAUGGAAUCAAAAAGCUAUCAGUUGUAG